Candidozyma haemuli is the source of this 483-nucleotide messenger RNA. RefSeq names its product monothiol glutaredoxin. The record is from RefSeq and is a predicted model, not a curated record. The coding region runs from base 1 to 483 and encodes 160 amino acids. NCBI's taxonomy places the organism in Eukaryota, Fungi, Ascomycota, Pichiomycetes, Serinales, Metschnikowiaceae. The transcript has a single exon.
AUGUUUAGAUCUAUAUUCCACACCGCCAGGCUCAGUGCUAAGAGGCCUUUCCCUUCUGCCGGAGCCCUUGCAAACCCCCGUUUUGCCAGAUUUAUCUCCACAGAAAUCAAGGAUGCCAUCGACAAGGCCGUGCAAAGUUCUCCAGUGGUACUUUUCAUGAAGGGAACUCCUGAGUUCCCCCAGUGUGGCUUUUCCAGAGCUACGAUCCAGAUCUUGGGCCAGCAAGGCGUGGACCCCCACAAGUUUGCCGCUUACAACGUUUUGGAGGACCCAGAGUUGAGAGACGGUAUCAAAGAGUACAGCCAGUGGCCUACGAUCCCACAGCUAUAUGUGAACAAGGAGUUCGUUGGCGGCUGUGACAUUGUCAUGUCGAUGGCACAGAGUGGCGAAUUGGCAGACUUAUUGGAACAGAACCAGUGUUUGGUUCCAGAAGAGGAAGAGGAGCCACUGGAGGCUAACGUGAAGCCAUCCGAGAGAUCAUAG